GUCGUACUUGGUGUAUCUGUCUGGGAUCACGUUGAACAAGAGAGAGAGAUCGAGAACUUGGUCGUAGAAAGAGAAGUCGUUGGAUGGGAUGAUGUCCACGCCAGCUUCCUUUUGCAACUUCCAGUUGUGGGCUCUCAAUUCCUUACCCUUGGCCAACAAGUCGUCGGCAGAGACCUUUCCUUGCCAGUAAGACUCGGUGAUCUUCUUCAACUCUCUUUGUCCACCGAUACGUGGGAAACCUAAAAUGGAGGAUUGGACCAUUGUGUUUGAUGUGUGUAUGAUUAGUACUAUCGAGAAAGAGAAAAAGGGCGAGCGAUCCACACGUUUAUAUAGUAAUCUAACCGGGGUGAAAAUUGACUCGUCUGGAGCACGUUACCAAAGUGGUUGGGCACCUGCGCAGGAUGCGCUGGGGGAUGUUGGACGCUAUGCCUGCAACGGCACGUCGUGCAUGGCUCUGACUGCAGAUAGCGUGGGCCGCCAGUCGUAUUGGUCGUUUAGAGAUCGGUGUUGGCGUCACAUGCGCCUGAAGCGGGAUUGUGCUAGUUCACGUGUGGAGAUGAGUCAUGAUCACAUGUUCUUGGACGAUAGCGUUUGGGGCGGUGGGUCGACGUAUGGCCAGCGGGAGCCGCCAGGGGGCAGGGGGUGUGCCCGGGCUGCCGUCACCACCGUGCCACCACCGUCGCUGGGCGGGCGCUGGCGUAGUUCUAGAGGGCCCAGUGUCCCGCCAGUAUCGGAUAGUUCCCCCGAUAGUACCUCCUGGCAUUGUGCAGGAUGCAUGGGCCUACAUAAUCGUCGUACACUAUCAAUUAGCCAACCUGCACAAUCGCUGGGCAACGAGCCACCAGCUGGCCACCACCCCAGACAGUGUAGACGACCGCGAGCCUGGUCGUACGCUACCAUGUCGCCCACACUACGCGUGGUGCACCACAAUCGUGUAACGAACCUCCCGCCAACCAGCAAUUUUGAAUGGUUUCCUCGUAUAGUUGCCCCCGCCUUUAGCGGCAGUAUGUCGGGUCACGUGAAAUUCCACUACCAUUGCGGGCUUAGGUUUUCGGGCUCAACAUGUUCAAUUGAAUCAAAUUUUUCACGUUGGACCGUAAGCAUGGGCCAUUCCUCGUGUUCGGGCAAAUUUGUGGCAUUUUCCUGAAACCAUCAAGCCACGAAGCCAUGCAGUGGCGAUCAGCAUCAGUUUGUAACUAUUGUCUGCUUUUAAGCAUUCGUGUAUUCCAGCAAACAUCAUUGAGAACUAUCUCUGUAGACACGUUCCUGACGGUUUAAUCUGUAUUUCUGCAGUCGUCUGAGCUUUGCAAUCACGAUCGGGCCUUAUCAGCUUAGUCUACCCCCACGAUACUUUCCUUUCCUGCAUGAGAUAAGGACCAAGAUCAAAAGAUGCAAAAUAUGAAAUCGGACUGUAAAAAAAAAGCAGACUUCAAAAGCCGAAUAAAUGGUCCCUGAAGAUCAAUUUUGGUUAGAUAACACUUCCUAGUGUUUAUUCUGGGUUUAUCUGUACAUAAAACAAGCU
Suhomyces tanzawaensis NRRL Y-17324 is the source of this 1522-nucleotide messenger RNA. RefSeq lists its product as uncharacterized. Bases 245 to 1147 code for a protein of 300 amino acids. Lineage: Eukaryota; Fungi; Ascomycota; Pichiomycetes; Serinales; Debaryomycetaceae. The record is from RefSeq and is a predicted model, not a curated record. The transcript has a single exon.